Molecule: messenger RNA, 4325 nt
Organism: Pygocentrus nattereri (red-bellied piranha)
Lineage: Eukaryota; Metazoa; Chordata; Actinopteri; Characiformes; Serrasalmidae
Gene: sstr1b
Product: somatostatin receptor 1b
Exons: 2
Coding region: 886-2001 (371 amino acids)
Biological process (GO): neuropeptide signaling pathway; cellular response to glucocorticoid stimulus
Cellular component (GO): membrane; neuron projection
Molecular function (GO): neuropeptide binding; somatostatin receptor activity
Source: RefSeq, a predicted model, not a curated record
AUGAGAGGAAGCAUGCUAGAGGAGGAGAGGAGAGGAUGCCUCAGCUCCGUCUGACUCUACAGCAUCCUCAGCCUGAGAGAGAUAGAGAUAGAGAGAGAGGAAGAGAAAGCACAGCACAUCACACUCACACUGCAAUCAUUCCAUCAUCCAUCAUCUUCCAGCCAGAGUCCUCUACACCCGCUCUCUUCAGCAUCAAACCAGGUACAGCAAAUGGACUAUCACAAUAUAGGAAGUCAAUCAUUGAAUUCCCCUAUCCAUGGAUGCCAUGACAAAAUUGCCAUUACUCCGGAAGAGCCCAUUAUUAAGUGAUCGGAUACACCGGAAUCCAGUAAUGACCACAUGUCUCUUGGAGGAGCUUCUCUAAAGGCAAGCACUCUCUGUCAAGUGCAGAGGGUAACCUCAUAAUGCUUUGAUUCACAAGCCUAGUUUCCUGAUUAACAGCUGGAAUGCACUGUCUUGGCCAAGUCUGAGUGUUUCAGAGCCUCUGAGAGAACCUAGCCCUCAAACACCUGUAGCACUCUCUUAUAGGAGCAUAGGUUUAUUUACAAAUGAACGAGGAAUGUCUGUGCUGGAAAUUCCGCAGAUGAGACCAUUUAGUCAGGCAAUUCCUAUUUGCUGUAAGCACUGCCAAAAAGAUCCAGAGCUGAUUUUUGGAUGAGUUCUUGAGACCCUUCCAAGUGGGCUGUGGAGCAAACCCCAAGGACUCAGCUGUUGCUUUUACUUUGCCCACCUAAGGACACAUCUGGUGCAUAAAGGGAUAAAAUAAACAAUCAUCACAUUAUACCUUCUCCUCCUGAAGAGCUGUGUCAGCUUUUAGACAAAAUAUUUGUGCUUUUUAAUAGGAAUGCAUAUCAAACAAGGCUUGGGCAAAUAAAAAAGCACAAAAUGGCAGAACUAUCAGGAUAUAAUGGCACUGAAGACAUUCUCUUCUCAACAGGCAUUCCCUUCAACUCCACUGCUGAUUAUGAAGAUUUUGAGCCAGAGUCGGAUGCUAGCAAGAUCAUUAUCCCCUCCAUCUAUGCCCUAGUCUGCUGCGUGGGCAUCAUAGGCAAUGCCAUGGUCAUAUACGUCAUACUUAAGUAUGCCAAGAUGAAAACAGCCACCAACAUUUACAUUUUGAACCUUGCUAUUGCUGACGAACUGUUCAUGCUGAGCGUUCCAUUCUUGGCUACAUCAGCUGCAGUGCGCCACUGGCCAUUUGGAUCACUGAUGUGUCGGCUGGUCCUCAGCGUGGAUGGCAUCAACAUGUUCACCAGCAUCUUUUGCUUGACGGUGCUGAGUGUGGACCGGUAUAUUGCGGUAGUGCAUCCAAUCAAGGCUGCGCGCUACCGUCGGCCUACUGUUGCUAAAGUGGUCAACGUUUGUGUGUGGGGACUAUCACUUCUUGUCAUUUUGCCCAUUAUUAUCUUUGCUGACACAGUCCCAGCAGAGGAUGGAGGGGUAGACUGCAACUUCCUGUGGCCUGAGGCCUCAUGGUCAGAGGCGUUUGUGGUCUACACGUUCUUGCUGGGUUUCUUGCUGCCUGUGGCAGCUAUCUGCCUUUGCUACUGCCUGAUCGUGGUGCGAAUGCGAGCGGUAGGGCUAAAGGCAGGCUGGAUGCAGCGCCGGCGCUCUGAGAAGAAGAUCACCCGCAUGGUGUUGCUUGUGGUUGCAGUUUUUGUCCUUUGCUGGAUGCCCUUCUACAUCGUGCAGCUGAUUAGCGUAUUCCGCCAGCCACCUGACCCCAUGGUGACUCAGCUGUUUGUCAUUCUAAGCUAUGCUAACAGCGGAGCUAAUCCUAUUCUAUAUGGAUUUGUGUCUGACAACUUUCGGCGGUCCUUCCAGCGAAUUGUGUGCUUCCGCUGGUUGGAGAAUGGGCUAGAUGCAGAGCAGGUGGACUACUAUGCUGUGGCCCUAAGACGGCAGACGACAUGUGGGCCACAGGACUUUCCUAAGGAAUGCUUAGCCUCUGAUACGGUGUUUCGCAAUGGAACAUGUACCUCGCGUACCACCACCUUGUGAAAUCACACACAUUUUAUUCUUUUCUCUGGCUCAAUCCAGAAAAAUGAGGUUUUUAAUUGUGAAUGGGAAGACAAGAGAAUUCAUAAACAGUACUUUCAAUUUGAAGCCAGAAUGAUAUGAAAAAAAAGCAUGUUGAUGGUUAGCAAGUCAUUCAUCGUAUGUCAUCUAACUGGUUGUAAUCCAUAUUUUUGUAUAGUCAUUCUAACAAAGCAGUUAAUGGCCAUAUGUGUUGAAAGUUUAAAGUUAAUUGAGUCCAUAAGUGUCAGUGCUUUAGCAUGUUUUCACUAUCAGUAAGACACAAUCAGCCAUAUCCACAUCACUGUUCUUGCUUAAGUAAUGCUUUCUCCUUGUCACUUGUCCAAAUUUGAGCUCAUUAACAUGAAUGUGUUAUAGGUUGCUUAAUGUUAUAUUAAAGGAUGUUCAGGUUAUGAGUUUGUGAAUCUAUCUAAGUGUCAAAUAUUUGGAAUUUAUUGGAGUAAACAAAUCCCACCAUGUUAGCUUAUGUGUAACUGAGACACUAUUUAACAGUAGGCCUUUAUUAUUUACCUAUAUCUUAGCAGAUAUAGUUUGGAUACUUGAAGUUUUUUGCUUCAAGUAUCCAACCAAAUCAAAGCUAAGGAGCUGAUGUCAGUGACAUGCUGUUCAAAGAUACACUCUUAUAAAUAAAGGUUUUUAAAUGUCUUUCAGUGGUUCCAUCCAUUGAGAAUUUCUGUUAAUGGUUCUUCAACACUCUUAGCAAAAAAAGUUCUUCAUAGCACUAAGAACAACUCUGUAACUUACAAUAUUACCACAUUUCUUUGGUGCUGCACAGAACCAUUUUAAAAGGUUCUUUAAGAAACCACAUGUGACACGUUUUAAAGCUCCAGUGACACUGCUAUAUCUGCUCCACUUGUGCCAGUGCAUCACACUAACAUACCACUAUGUUAGCAUCACUGCAGAGCUGAGAACGAUCCACCACUCAAAUAGCACCUGUUCUGAGGGGGUGCUUUUAGGGUCCUGACCAUUGAAGAACAGGGUAAAAGGGGGCUAACAAAGUAUACAGAGAAACAGAUGGACUAUAGUCUGUAAGUGUAGCACUACAAAAUGCAUCCAUAUGUUAAGUGGAGCUGAUAAAAUGUACAAAAAUUGUAGAUAUAAGGACAUGUACUUAAUUAAGUGGGCGGUAAUAUACAGACAUAGUCACAUAGCUGAAAGCUCAUAACAAUAAAAAUAUUUAAAAUACAUACAGAAGUCAUAAACUACAUGGGUAUAACCAAAUGAAAUAAUGUGAAAAUACUAUAGCACACAAGUGUAAACUCCUUUGAGUAUAGCCACCAAAACUAGUCUUUGCCUUAAAUAGACAUGAUUUAUGUCCCCUUAUCAUGUAAUUAUCCACAAUACAUUUUCUUAAAUGCAUUAAAAUGAGCACCUAAGCUGUAUUAGCAGGUUAUGUUACAUUAACUAUGCUUACUAAACCUUGAUUUAAACCUAUUCUGCCAAAGUGAGCCACUAUUUCCUGCCCUGCUCAUUAGUUAAUGACAGUGCAUAGAAUCUGAUGGAGAAUUUGAAACUCUUGAAGAACCAUAUUUUUAAAGGGCUUUCUAUUUGGUAUGGUUCCACGGAACCUCUAGCCCCUUAUUUUAAUAGAGUCCUGUUUCAGAGCAUGCAAGGGAACCAUCACUGUCAUUUUCACAUGACAACAUUCAGCAAUAUCAUCACUGCAUAUGAUCCUGUUUAGGCAUAACAGAAUGUAAACAAACCCAUGGCAUACAUUCAGCAUUAAUGCUCACAAGCAGAUGUUUCCAUUUAAAGCUGUGAUUCCUUUAAUCACCGAUCAGACAAAAUGUCUUACACUCACACAUUUUACUGGAUCCACAACACAGCUCGAAUCUCAUGUUUCACCAAUAAAAACAUCUCACAAAGCAAAAGACCUUGAGGUCUGUAAGAAGAAGGAAGAUGCUGAAAGCCUUUGUGAGUUCUGUGGGGGAAUUUAGCGUGUAUUCCACUGGUUCCAAUAAAGCAAAUCCUCAACAAACAAAAGAACAAAUUGCAGCCCCUAGGAAAACACAAAUCAAGCACACAUGUCACGAUUGGCGCUCAGUCUUUCCAUGAAGACAAUGGAAAGACUGAAAGGCAAAGUAGUUUUACACAUGUGAAAGUCUAAAUGUCAAGGAGUGUAAUUCAACAAAACAGAAGACUUCAGACUGAGAAGUGAUCAAGGAGCGGUUCACGAUUUAGAUACAACUUUUGUUGUUUUUCUCAGUGGCUUGUUUGAAUAUAGAGUUGACAUUAUCAAGCUGUGCUCAGUGGCUCAUGAAAGCAUGUAUAUGUUUCAUACAAUAAAA